Molecule: messenger RNA, 1776 nt
Organism: Zygotorulaspora mrakii
Lineage: Eukaryota; Fungi; Ascomycota; Saccharomycetes; Saccharomycetales; Saccharomycetaceae
Gene: DAK2
Product: dihydroxyacetone kinase
Exons: 1
Coding region: 1-1776 (591 amino acids)
Biological process (GO): glycerol catabolic process
Cellular component (GO): cytosol
Molecular function (GO): ATP binding; glycerone kinase activity
Source: RefSeq, a predicted model, not a curated record
AUGUCUCAUAAACAAUUUAAAUCCGAUGGAAACAUCGUCGCACCCUAUUUGCUGGGACUCGCCAGAAGUAAUCCAGGUUUGACGGUGAUCGAGCACGAUCGAGUAGUUUUCAGAACUGCCUCUGCUGCAAACUCUGGCAAUAAGCCUAAAGUCACUUUGGUUUCCGGAGGAGGAAGUGGCCAUGAACCGACACAUGCCGGAUUUGUUGGUGAAGGUGCGUUAGAUGCUAUUGCGGCUGGUGCAAUCUUUGCUUCGCCAUCUACCAAACAGAUCUUCUCCGCUCUAAAGGCUGUCGAGUCUCCUAAGGGAACGUUGAUCAUUGUCAAGAACUACACAGGUGAUAUUAUUCAUUUUGGAUUAGCCGCUGAAAGAGCAAAAGCCGCUGGAAUGAAAGUUGAACUAGUGGCCGUUGGCGAUGAUGUGUCUGUAGGUAAGAAGAAGGGCUCGCUUGUAGGACGCAGAGGGCUAGGUGCCACUGUUCUUGUCCAUAAGAUUGCCGGGGCAGCUGCAGCUCAUGGCCUUGAACUAUCAGAAGUUGCACAAGUUGCUCAAGCAGUGAAUGAUAAUAGUGCUACUAUUGCUGCUUCUCUGGAUCAUUGCACUGUUCCCGGUCACAAGCCGGAGAAUAUCCUGGGUGACGAUGAGUAUGAAAUUGGUAUGGGUAUUCACAAUGAAUCAGGUACCCAAAAAUCUUCACCUUUACCAUCAAUUCCAGAACUUGUUGCUCAGAUGUUGCCCUUAGUUCUUGGUGAAGACGAAGAUCGCUCAUAUGUCAAAUUUGAACCUAAGGACGAUGUCGUUUUAAUGGUUAACAAUAUGGGUGGUAUGUCUAAUUUGGAAUUGGGGUAUGCAGCAGAAGUCGUUUCUGAGCAAUUGAUUAAGAAAUAUAACAUUAUUCCAAAGAGAACCAUAGUUGGCGCAUUCAUAACCGCUUUGAACGGACCGGGUUUCGGUAUAACUUUGAUGAAUGCGUCAAAAGCUGGUCCAAGUAUUAUCAAAUACUUCGAUUAUCCUACAACGGCUAGCGGAUGGAAUCAAACGUAUCAUAACGCGGAAGAUUGGAAAGUUCUUGCUGACGGUAAGGUACCAACUGCUCCUUCAUUGAAGACAAUAAAGAAUGAAAAACCAUCCGGUGUUAAGGCCAAUUUUGAUACAUUUGCUAAAAUUCUAUUAGCUGGUAUUGAAAGAAUUAACGAAGUAGAGCCAAAAGUUACAUGGUAUGAUACUAUUGCAGGAGAUGGAGAUUGCGGAACAACUCUUGUUUCUGGUGGUAAGGGAUUGACAGAAGCCAUUGAUGAUCAUUCUUUGCGUCUUGAGGAUGCUGCACAUGGUAUCGAAGAUAUUGCUUACAUCGUCGAAGACUCUAUGGGUGGUACCUCUGGUGGUCUAUAUUCUAUCUACCUAUCUGCUUUAGCAAAAGGUAUUAAUGAUUCAGGCGACAAGCAACUAACAGUUAACACCUUUAAAAAAGCUUCACAAUCCGCUUUAGAGGCUCUUUAUAAGUACACAAGAGCACGUCCUGGUUAUAGAACCUUGAUUGAUGCUUUGCAACCUUUUGUCGAAACCCUAAAUGCUGGUAAGGGUCCUAGAGCGGCUGUCGAAGCGGCUCAACAAGGUGCUGAGAAGACAAGAAAGAUGGAUGCCCUUGUUGGUCGUGCUUCCUAUGUAGCCAAAGAGGAGUUGCGUAAGCUUGAUAGCGAAGGUGGGCUGCCAGAUCCAGGUGCUGUCGGGUUGGCUGCUCUGUUGGAUGGGUUAGUUACCGCUGCCGGAUAUUAA